GCAAGUCAGACAGAAAACAGAAAAGAGCUGAGUGAGCCGGGAGGGGCUCCUUGAAGGAAAAUUGCCACCGCCGGCAUUCCAGCGAUUUAGAACUCCGGAAUACGCGAUUCUGCCCGCCCAUAGAAAUUUGGGAACCGGGUUCUGAGAACGCCCGUGUUGCCCGGAUUGCACUGACUAUUGAUUACCGGGAGAAGGGACGCACUGACGAGCACUUGAAACCGGUUUCCCUUCUCUCUCCCGUACCAAUCCUACCCUCCUUCCGUAGUUUUGUCCGAUCUUCCUGAUCCCCGAGACUGCAACACAUUAAAGAUGCCUAGUUCGCUAUUUGCCGACAUGGAGAGGAAUGGGAGCAACCAGGGGGACGCCCUGGACGACCAAAGAGCCCUUCAAAUAGCACUGGACCAGCUUUCUUUGCUGGGCUUGGACAACGAUGACAAUUCCAUCUACGACAACGAGCCGAGAAAAAAGAGUGUGAACAUGACCGAAUGUGUCCCAGUUCCCAGCUCAGAGCAUGUUGCUGAAAUCGUUGGAAGACAAGGUUGUAAAAUCAAAGCCUUGCGCGCAAAGACCAACACCUAUAUCAAGACUCCAGUGCGUGGGGAGGAACCAGUCUUUGUUGUGACAGGCAGAAGAGAGGAUGUAGCCAUGGCUAGGAGGGAAAUCAUCUCAGCUGCUGAGCAUUUCUCUAUGAUCCGAGCAUCGAGGAACAAAAACACUAGUCUGAAUGGGAGUGGCACGGUUCCAGGGCCCCCAAACCUCCCUGGACAGACAACCAUCCAGGUGCGGGUCCCCUACAGGGUGGUAGGCUUGGUGGUUGGACCCAAGGGAGCAACUAUCAAGCGUAUCCAACAGCAGACACACACCUAUAUUGUCACGCCCAGCCGGGACAAAGAGCCGGUGUUUGAGGUCACAGGCAUGCCGGAGAACGUGGACCGUGCCCGGGAGGAGAUAGAAGCACACAUCGCCAUGCGCACCGGGGGGCUCAUCGAGCUGACCGACGAGAAUGACUUCCACGCCAACGGCACCGACGUGGGCUUCGACCUGCACGGCCACGCCAGCCUGUGGAGCAAGCCUGCCUCCAGCACCACCCCCACGUCCGGGCGCAAGCCUUUCUCAAACUACCGCAACGACAGCUCCAGCUCCUUGGGCAGCGCCUCCACCGACUCCUACUUUGGCAACAACAGCAGCUCCAGACUGGCCGACUACAGCCCCCCCAGCCCUGCCCUGAGCUAUACUGCCUCCAACAAUGGCAACAACAACAACAACAACGUCAACGUCAACACCAACGGCAACGGAUUUGUCUACGGGAGUGAUGUCAUUUCGCCCGAUUGCACUGACUUGACUUUUGAGUCCUCGCCGGGUUUCGAGGCCACGUCCACCCCGCCCGGCCUGGUCUGGUCACAGUAUGACCGCGGCGUCACCCCAUCUGGUGGCACGACCUCCGCCAUCUUCUCCGCCAACGCUUCUGUCAAUGCCAACGGGAUGCUAGCGAACCAGCGGCGGGCUAACGGUGUGGGCUGUGCCUCCCAGCCAAGGCUGUCCCCGCCCCUGCAUCACGCUGUCGGGCCCUCAGAGCACCCACUGGCCCGUCGAGUGCGUAGCGACCCCGGGGGCGGCCCCCUUAGCUUCCCCGGGUACUCCGCUAACGGGUUGUCCCUCUCCGGGCCUCACCUCCCUGGAGUGCCCUCCGACUCCUCGGCCUCCUCGUCCUCCAGCUCCUCGUCCAGCUCCUCGUCGGGCACCAGCAGGAAGGGCAGCCGGGACUGCUCCGUGUGCUUCGAGAGCGAGGUCAUCGCCGCCCUGGUCCCCUGCGGCCACAACCUGUUCUGCAUGGAGUGCGCCAAUCGCAUCUGCCAGAAAAACGAUCCCAAAUGCCCUGUCUGUCACGCUGCAGUUUCUCAGGCUAUACGUAUAUUUUCAUAAAAUGUAUCCCAACUCACAACAACAGCAAACAAACUCUUAUACUGCAUUAUGAAGUGCUAAUAACCUGAGUGUGUACGUACAUGUACAUAUGUAUGUCUGGAGAGCUGCAGUAUCCAAAAGGGACUCCCUUCAGGGCUCUGUUGUCAUUGUUUAUAAUGUACUGUAGCGUGGGAAAAUAUUUUCAACAUCUAAUGCAUGUUCUAAAUAUUAAAGCAUAGUAAUUAUUAGUUCUAGAAAACUGUACACAAUAUUUAUGAAGUGACAAAAAGGAGAGUGUUCAAGGCAGAGGUACUUAAAAUGUAUCAGAUAUAGCCUGUUAAGGAGACGGCCCUUCCAGGUUCACUGUUCGAAUGUACUGGUAGCAGUGCCUGUGGCUAAGGACUUUGGGGUGGGGGGGAGCUUUGAGAAUACAGGAUUAUUAUAAAAGGAAUGAUACUGCAGCUUAAGUUUAAAUGAGCGCAUUAAUGGGAAGCAACAACAUAUCCUACAUAUAUAUGUAUAGAUUAAAAAUUCCACAAGUUUAAAGUUUUAAAUAUUAAUUACAUUAAUACAGAUUGAAGUAUUUUAUUCUUUUUUGACUUGAAAGAUUAUAUUUCGUAUUGCAAAAAAUGUUUACAAAUAUUUUAAUUUAAGUUCAGUGAACUUUUUGUAGCUGGGUUAAAUAUCUUUUAUUUUUAGUAUGGCCUUAUGGCAAAGAACACUGUAUUAUUUUAAUACCACACAAUUGUUGGUUGAAAUACAAACCACAAAAUGUGUAUUGCAUUAAACAGUAUUCUGUUGGGUUGGAGGUUUUAUAGGUUCAGCAAAAAAUGUCUUUUAAAUCUGCUUCACCCAGCAUAUUUUUUAUUCAGUAAUAUAAAGCAUAUUUUAUUCUAUAUUAUUACAAAACAUGAAAUGUAUAAAACUUAGUAAAUCAAACAAAAAGGAACCGUUUAUGCUUUCUAAAAUUUGUAUGAAUUAGAUUCCAGUGGGAAUUACAGACUUCUGUUGCACCACUCUAGUUUUAGUAUUUCUAUUUUAAUACAUUUGUUUACCACUUGUUUAUGUAUAUGUAGGUGAAGUUACUUGAGCGUAAUUGUACUUUAUUGAGCAAAGUUUAAGAACAAAGUAUAUUUUAUUUUAUGAUAAAGGGCCUUUAACCUCAUGGUCAAAUACUAAUAUUAUAUUUGCUGAAACAAGAUUUGAAAAUGUAUCAAGAGUUUUAUUUUUCUGACAUUUAAAGUUCUACACGAUAAAGGUAAAACUUAAGUAAUGGUGCUACUUCAUGUUUUUUUAAGUAUUUCUAUAUAAAUACAAUAAAAAUGGUACAUGAAA
Messenger RNA from Conger conger (European conger), 3237 nucleotides. RefSeq names its product mex-3 RNA binding family member B (gene mex3b). The record is from RefSeq and is a predicted model, not a curated record. Bases 310 to 1923 code for a protein of 537 amino acids. The transcript has 2 exons. Lineage: Eukaryota; Metazoa; Chordata; Actinopteri; Anguilliformes; Congridae. Gene Ontology annotation, molecular function: RNA binding.